Molecule: messenger RNA, 1821 nt
Organism: Gallus gallus (chicken)
Lineage: Eukaryota; Metazoa; Chordata; Aves; Galliformes; Phasianidae
Gene: AMZ2
Product: archaelysin family metallopeptidase 2
Exons: 7
Coding region: 161-1672 (503 amino acids)
Biological process (GO): proteolysis
Molecular function (GO): metallopeptidase activity
Source: RefSeq, a predicted model, not a curated record
CUCCCCGGCCUCCGCAGCCCCGGCCCGGCGGGCGGACACCCGGCCGGCGCUGAGCACAGCCUGCAGGCUCCCACUCAGAUCCCACAGCUGGAAGCCCGGGGUAACCUGCUCUGAGAGCUGAGCUCUGCCAGGUCCCCAACGGCCCGUGGGCCUCUCCGCAAUGCUGCAGUGCAAACACACGCAGGAGUUCAGCUUCGGGCCCCGGGCUCUGAAGGAUGCGUUGAUCUCCACCAACCCGGCCCUGCAGGAGCUCUAUGCCAAGGCUUUCUCCAGGGCAGAGAAGCUGUUCCUUUCUGAAGCCUACAACCCGCAGAGGACGCUUUUCUGCACGCUGCUCAUCCGGACAGCUUUCGAUUGGCUCCUCAGCCACCCCGAUGCCCCCGAGGACUUUGAAACCUUCUACCACGCCAUGCUGAGGAGAAAGCAGAGCUUCUGCCGAAAGCACAUCUACCUGCAGCCUAUCGACCUGACCGAAGGGCCUGCGGGGCCCUCACUGCUGGAUUCCCUUCAGAGCUGUGUGGAGUCCUUCUUCCUGGGGCUCCGUGUGAAGUGCCUUCCUUCCAUCCCCAUCUCAUCCAUUCACUGCUGCUACCGCCACAGCCGGGACUCGGACAGAGUGCAGCUGCAUGCAGAUGGGAUCCUGAACUUCCUAAAGAACAACAAGCCCAUGGAUGCUCUGUGUGUCCUUGGGCUCACUCUGACCGACCUGUACCCAUGUGAGACCUGGAGCUUCACGUUCAGCAAAUUCCUACCAGGACAAGAAGUGGGAGUCUGCAGCUUCGCUAGAUUUUCUGGGGAUUUCCCCCAGGCCAGUUGUAGCAGCUUGAACCCACUCACACACAGAGAACAGCUAAGUGAUGUCAGCAAGGAGAGCCGAGAGAGGACCUUGCCGUUCAGUGCCCAAGAGAUGGUCCAGUGCUGUAAGGUGACCUGUCAUGAGAUCUGCCACCUGAUGGGCCUGGGGACGUGCCGCUGGCUGCAGUGCAUCAUGCAGGGCGCGCUGAGCCUGGAUGAAGCCUUGCUGAGGCCCUUGGAGCCCUGCCCCAUCUGCCUGCGCAAGCUGCAGCACAUCGUGGGCUUCAAGCUUGUCGAGCGCUACAGGAAGCUCUAUGCUUGGACGCAGACCGUGCUGUCCACGUGGCCAAAGCAGGAGCCAGCAGACCUGUCAGCCUCGGAGGACGUCCUUCCACUCAGCUCGGACUCCGGGAUGUGCUGUGAGAACGACUCCGAGGCCGUGACCUCCUUGUCAGAGCCGCUGACGCCGGACGUGUGCAGCCAGGCGCUCUCCAUCGGCCCGGAGCUGGAGCAGGACGAGCGGUCGUGUUCGCUGGCUGAGGUGCAGAGUCAGCCCCAGCCGGCUGGGCCCAGCCAGCCCACAGAUGUCAUUAAAGAUUACGAGCUGUGGCUGGAGAUGUGCAUCGCUGCCCUGGAGAGGAACGUCUCUGAGGAGGAACUGGCUCGAGUAGACAAGGCCGUGGAUGCUCUGGCUAGGUGGGACAUGUUCACGGGACAGCUGCCCGCUAUGAAGAAGGAUCUGCCCUUUGUUAGGGACAACACCGGGCUACGGAAAGUUCUCGGAGACAAAUUUUCCUCUUUGAGGAGGAAACUGAGUUCCAGAAAACUGUCCAAAGGGGAAUCAUCCCCUCAUCGCUGGCGGUGGGAGGACAACUAGCAGGGCCUCUGCCUUUGGGUGGGCCAUCUUUGCUGCCGAGGCUUUGGCUGCGUUGCUGCCCCACCUCUGACCUCUCCCCACGAGUUGUUGCUGCCACAGAGAAACUGGAACUCCCCCAGGAAUAAAAGCUGUUUCUUUUUUUUUCUGAU